AGACCGUGAGAGUAGAGUUGUGUUGUGCUAAACUUUUAAGAAAACGCAUUUUGUUUGUCUUCCCAGGACGGGGACACUAUACGACCGGACGCGGACUAACACCGUUUUGAACGUUCCGAGCUUUUACGCGAGGACUCAUUCUGCACGCACCCGUCCAAGGGUUUUCCAAAUGGAAGACGAAUGGGAAGAAGAGGAGCAGCUCGUUGUGGUGGAGCUCUCCGGUAUCAUCAACAAUGACUUCAUGGCCAAGUGUCGGGGUAAAUGCAAGAUACUGGGUAUUGACAGUGAGAAGCCCAUGAUGCAGGUGGGACAGUAUGUGUUCGCAGGGGAAUAUGAAGACGCUUUGGGAACUUGUGUGCUGUUUGAGGAGACACCUCAGAAAGAAAAAGCAGGCAGUGUUCCAGAGCUUAAGUACAUUUGCCACACCGCGAAAAAACUGAUGAUGCAACGAGUGUUCCUUGUUGAGAAGAAAGAGGGUGCAACCAGCACAGAAAGUGGUGAGCAGUUGGACGGAAGCUGUCAGCCCAACCAACCGGGAGAGACAGCGGGCAAUAUAGACGGCACAGAUUUGGAAGACGCAGCAGUGGGCUGAAUUGACCUUUCUGUACUAGUGAAGGGACGACAAGCUGUGAAGAACUCCAUCUCUAAAACAAACAAGAUAAAGACAGUGGGACUCAUACACAGUUUUGUAAGAAGGAAAAUUGUCAGUAUUUGUGUCUCGUGUCUCGAUCCUUUUCCAGAAAAAUUUAACCGCCCUUCUUCACUUAACCUCAAAAGUACAUUUGAUAUGUAAUGCUUAGUUUAAAUACAGUUGAAUAUCACUUUUUAAAUGAAUCGGGUGAAUAUAUCUCUAUAUUUCCAGAAAGCAGGGUUCAUGGGAAAGGCAGUGCCAAACCUUGUUGCAGCGGGAAGUCCUGUCAUUGUGCUUUGUGGGGUUUUCCACUUGUCAUCUAACCAGCGGAGGGAGAGAUAUUUGCUCAAAUUGCGAGGAGACCGGAAAGAGUAGGGCAUUCAAACUUUUUAAAAAGUGAGUGGAAUACUUCAUAUUCAGUAUUUAGGAACAUUUUUUUCAAACUUGUGAUACAUUGUUCCAUCUGCACUGACUGUUGAUUUACUGUUGUGAAGCCAACUGAAAUAAAGGCUAUUUAUUUUUUGAGUCUGGGUGUUAUUGUGUUUUAUGUUGUUGCUGAUGAUUUGUUUUAGUUAAAUAUCUGCCACAGAAUAUGUGUUAAUUUGGCAUUUGGUUUCAAAACAGAGUUUGUUAAAUGGGCAAAGCUGUUGUUGAUAUGUAAAUUAAUAAAAUAAAGAUAAUUUGUAAGGUG
This is a messenger RNA of Gasterosteus aculeatus aculeatus (three-spined stickleback), 1322 nucleotides long. Its product is annotated as general transcription factor 3C polypeptide 6. Gene Ontology annotation, cellular component: transcription factor TFIIIC complex. The record is from RefSeq and is a predicted model, not a curated record. Gene Ontology annotation, biological process: transcription by RNA polymerase III. NCBI's taxonomy places the organism in Eukaryota, Metazoa, Chordata, Actinopteri, Perciformes, Gasterosteidae.